Molecule: messenger RNA, 2122 nt
Organism: Malania oleifera
Lineage: Eukaryota; Viridiplantae; Streptophyta; Magnoliopsida; Santalales; Ximeniaceae
Product: solanesyl diphosphate synthase 1, chloroplastic-like
Exons: 6
Coding region: 453-1739 (428 amino acids)
Biological process (GO): plastoquinone biosynthetic process; isoprenoid biosynthetic process
Cellular component (GO): chloroplast
Molecular function (GO): prenyltransferase activity
Source: RefSeq, a predicted model, not a curated record
GUGACAUGGCUGGACCGUGGGCUGAGCAUACGGCCUUAACAUCUUUAUCGUUAUUUACCUUAUUUUUAGUCUCUUACUGAAAACCGUCGGUCCGAAGCUCUCCUCCCUUCAAAAGCUGAGUUAGAAUAAACUGAUAUCACGAACUGGCAAGCCGCACAUGUGGGCAUCUCGGAUCCACUCAAUACUUCUGCUAUACGAGACACCCAUUCCGUUCCUGGUUGGACUCUAUCCGAAGAUAGAAACUUCUGAUGAGCUGAAAACUGAUUUGGAAUCUCUUCCCAUCAUCUUUCAGAGUUGUUCCUGACACCCACUAUAUGCUUUCAGUCUCCACUACUUGUUUUCAGUAACUUUUUUUUACCCCUAGCCACUGGGUGUUUGGCAAAUGAGAAAUUGAGCAGAUUUUAGAGGUGGGUUUUUGAUUUCCGGGGGAAACUUGUGAUAUUCCUUUCCGGAUGUCUCUGAAAAUGAUGUCAAUAACAUGCCGGAAUAUUGAUUUUGUUCGGACCGGGCUUGAUUCGGUUUCUUGCGGUUGCUCUUCCAGUACUUCAUUCGACCGGUUCUUGGUGAUAAAACCUGUGAAAAAGGUUCCAAGGACUGCUAAUAGAGGCUAUGGAGCUCGCAAGUUGGUCUGUUAUCGGCGGAAUAUUUCUCGGUGUGGGGUGUUCUCGACGAAGACCCCGGAGACUCUUCUUAGUGGGAUUGCUGAAGGUCAGCAGCCGGUGUCACCGGCGCUGGAAGUGAAGUCAGAGAGCUGCAGCCCCAUUUCAUUAACAAAUAUGUUUGAAGUAGUUGCUGAUGACCUCCAAACUCUGAACGAUAACCUGCAGUCAGUUGUUGGUGCAGAAAACCCAGUUUUAGUGUCUGCAGCUGAGCAGAUAUUCGGUGCUGGUGGGAAAAGGAUGAGGCCUGCUUUGGUCUUCCUAGUGUCUCGAGCCACGGCAGAAAUAGUUGGUAUGAAGGAACUUACUGCAGAACAUCGACGUUUGGCAGAGAUUAUUGAGAUGAUUCAUACCGCAAGCUUGAUGCAUGACGAUGUGUUAGAUGAGAGUGAUAUACGAAGAGGGAAGGAAACUGUGCACCAACUCUACGGUACAAGAGUGGCAGUGCUGGCUGGUGAUUUCAUGUUUGCACAGUCAUCAUGGUAUCUUGCAAAUCUUGAAAAUCUUGAAGUCAUAAAGCUGAUCAGCCAGGUUAUUAAAGAUUUUGCAAGUGGUGAAAUAAAGCAAGCAUCUAGUUUGUUUGAUUGUGAGGCUAACCUUGAGCAGUAUUUGAUCAAGAGCUACUAUAAAACAGCCUCCUUAAUUGCUGCAAGUACCAAGGGAGCUGCUAUAUUUAGCAGGGUCGAAGGCAGUGUUGCUGAACAAAUGUUCGAGUAUGGUAAAAAUCUUGGUCUCUCAUUCCAAAUCGUUGAUGACAUAUUGGAUUUCACUCAGUCAGCAAAGCAGCUAGGGAAGCCAGCAGGCAGUGACCUAGCUAAAGGCAACCUGACCGCUCCAGUGAUUUUUGCUUUAGAGAAGGAGCCAAAACUGAGGGAGAUCAUUGAGUCCGAAUUCUGUGAGGCAGGAUCUCUUGAUGAAGCCAUUAAAUUGGUAAAGAGUUGUGGUGGGAUUGAGAGGGCUCAAGAUCUGGCAGAGGAGAAGGCUGACCUUGCAAUCCAGAGUCUCCAAUGUCUUCCUCACAGUGCCUUUCGGUUGGCACUUGAGGAAAUGGUGCAGUAUAAUCUCAAACGAAUUGAUUAGAUGCACACUGCUGAAGCAUAUGUGAAUGCUUGACAGGCAAAGGAGAAGGAUGACAAUAAUUCCUGAAGCAUGGGGAAAGAGGCCGGAAGUUGAAGCCUCAACCAUCAUUACAGGCAUUUUUUUUUAUCAUGCCAAUAAGUGCUUCUGCAGAAGAUAAUGCCUGUAAUAUGUUGUAUAUUCAUAGAAGGCAUUAAGCUGUGUUUUGAGCUCCCUGUAGCAGUCUGUCUAUCCACAGCCUUCACACAAAUUGGCCAAAGGAAAAUGAUCCAGUAGUACUCGCGCGCUAAAUUUUUUUUUUUUUUUUUUUUGUUGGUAAUUUACAAUGUCAAAGCAAUAACUUUCAUUUGAAAUUAUUGGUUUAUAAAUAAUGCGUCUCACAUGAA